This is a messenger RNA of Hypomesus transpacificus, 2817 nucleotides long. RefSeq names its product hematopoietic progenitor cell antigen CD34-like. The transcript is spliced from 8 exons. NCBI's taxonomy places the organism in Eukaryota, Metazoa, Chordata, Actinopteri, Osmeriformes, Osmeridae. The record is from RefSeq and is a predicted model, not a curated record. Bases 187 to 1260 code for a protein of 357 amino acids. Gene Ontology annotation, biological process: cell adhesion. Gene Ontology annotation, cellular component: membrane.
UCUCCCCGUGUGUGUGUGACGAAAAAACCUCAACUCGUACCCUCCGCUCUCUCUCCCUCGCUCUCUCUCACUAUCUGAGGAAACCCUAAACUUGAUCCCUAGGACUCCCCUUCUGCGCUGUCUCGCUCCCUCUAUUUCUCUCCUUCGCACACACUCCUCCGCGGGACGCGCGUUCGAAACGGCAGGAUGAUGACGGGGGCAUCGGCGCGGAGAAUUAACGGACCCGUCAGGACGCUGGCGUUGCUGCUCCUCGUCACGCUGACACGCGGUGGCGUGGCAGCCCAGGAGGACGAGGUUUACACGGGGGAGGGCGAGGUGACUGCGGAAGAAGCAGCAAUGGUGAACGCAGAUCCCAUCCGAGGGGAUAUGAUCGCGGACACUUCAGAGGAACCUGCGCUGGCGACGCCCCAGGUCCAGAUCUUCGUGUGGCCCGACCCCCACUUCACUAACCCAACUUACGCCCCAGAUGUGAUGGACAUAGGUGAAGAAAAAGACCUCACUACGCCUGUUGCCCCAGAGGGGGAAGGGAAGGUUGAGCCUGCGGCGGAGGUGGAGCAUCACAGGGGGGAUGGAGGUGAAGAUGACCUCCCCCAGACCCAGACCCAAGCCCCCAUGAUCCCCCACACCUCCCAGGCCAGCGGCGGAGUCCUCCUUCCUGAGGCUGACGUUAUGUGUGUAAACAAGGAGAAGGUACAGGACAAAGAUGCAGUCAGUCUGACACUGAAGACCUCGUCCUCAUGUGAGGAAACCAGGUUGAAGAUCGAGAGUGUGCUGGAGCAUCUGUGUGGUCCGGAUUGUAAGCUGGAGGUGUACCAGGAAGACAACACUAACCAGAUCCUCAUCUCUGGACCGUACAUAGAUGAAGAUGCUAAAGGAAUGGCGGAAAAGUUCAACAAUGACAACAUUAAAGAUAAGAUUGACGUGGAGGAUGCCGUUCCCCGCUGGGGUAAGAACUCCAGGGUUGUGCUGGUGUCCCUGCUCCUGGCUGGUCUGCUGUUGGCUGCUCUGCUGGUGGCAGGAUAUUACCUCAAGACUCACCGUGGCAACAAUGCCAAGGGAGUCCGACUGGCUGAGUCCUUCCAGGUGGACGAGGAGAACCAGGCCAACACCCUGGUGUCGGUGGCCCCCCUGCAGCCUCAGGAGCCCGUGGACAAACCCACCGUCAACGGGGAGUCCUCGCCCGACGACGGCAGGAGCCAGUCCACGCCCACCAAUGGACACUCUGCCACCCAGACCCCCGUGGCCGACACCCAGAUGUAGAGGAGCUACGGCACCCUUACACCCUCCUUCUCCACCUCCCUCUCCACCCUCUCCCUCCCCACGUCUCCCUCCUCCUCCCUCCCCACUCUUAACCAAUCCAGCCCCCACCCUAGCCUUAAUCCAGCCUCUACCCUAUCCUCAAUCCAGCCCCUACCCUAGCCUCAAUCCAGCCCCUACCCUAGCGUCAAUCCAGCCCCUACCGUAGCCUCAAUCCAGCCCCUACCCUAGUCCCAAUCCAGCCCCUACCCUAGUCCCAAUCCAGCCCCUACCCUAGCCCCAAUCCAGCCCCACUCCCCUACAUUCUGACGAUGACAACGCCAAGAACUGGGAUGAUAACAAUGAUGCCUGUAAUGUGAAGAAACUUGGGACCACUGGCCCCUGCUAAAUAGGUGGCAUUAGAGGAGCCUGAGUUUGGAAGUCUGGACAAUAACCAAAAGCCACCAUGAAAACAAAGGCAUAUAGCUGCCAUGACAACAACAACAUAUAGCUGCCAUGACAACAGCAGCAUAUAGCUGCUAUGAAAACAGCAGCAUAUAGCUGCCAUGACAAUAGCAGCAUGGCUGCUAUGACAACAACGGCAUAUAGCUGCACGACAACAGCAGCAUGUGGCUGCUAUGACAACAACACCAUUCAUGUAGCCACCUUAAAAACAACAGGAACUUCCACUGCUGUCCAGAAACAAUUAAGCUGUCCAGAAAACUGAAAAUAAAACCAAAAGGGUAAAGUGAGGUUUCAUGUUGUUCCCAGAGUGGAAGUGUUUAUUGAACCUAACUGAACCUUACAGCUGAAACGGUCUGUUGAGUAGAAAAAGGAACAUUUGUUUAGUGCAUGGCUAGAUUGCAUGAUCUGUGUAGCUAGCAACUGUUUGUGACUGACCGGCACGAAGACUUACACAGGAUACGAGAAGGCUUGAGGGAGGGGGAAGACCAUGUCUUACAUCUUUGUGCUGACUCCUAUCAGUGAUGUCAGUCUGUAGAGAUGAGAAAGCUUCACAGGGAAGACAAAUACGACUGGUCAGUCAUCUGACCAGGUCUCACCAAAGACCAGCCAUCCACACUGAGAGAAAACAGGCUGUGUUUGUUUGUUCCACAAUUUUGUAGUGUGUUGCUAUUUUUCAUUGCGCCAACUUUCUAUUGUACAGUUUCUUAAAAUAAAUGAAGACGUGUAGGGUCUUCUUUUGUACCACUGAGUCUGCGAGAAUGUUGAACUCCGGAGUAGCAUUUGAUCAUUUCCCUGAAGCAGGACUAACAGAUGUGGAGAUUCUAUGCUGGACAAAUCCAGAGAUCCAGUUUCUUUAGUGGCACUGCCGUGAAAACCCAUCAACUUUUCGAAUAAUUUGUUAAAUAGUUACAAAACGACUCCUAGCUUCUCUUUAAAUGUGUUCAUUUUGAAACUAUGUACUUUUUCUUACGCGGAUGAAAGUAAACAUGUAUUUUAGCUUUGUUUUUGGUUUGAAUGACUUGUUUUCAUAAAGUGUUAAUCAUGUAAAUAAGCCCCACUACCAAACUCUGUUGGUAAUAUCUGUGUGUCUUAUAAACUAUAAUAGUGCCAAUAAUA